CGAGGCCCAAACCAAACCUCAAGUGGCAAGUGUGCACCAGGGAAGUUCACGCAGUUCAUGCAGAGCAGGCACCCCUGUUCUCCAAAAGCCAAGCUCCGCGUUUAAGCGCUACGCGGCGUGCCUGGAGAACGCCAUUAUGCACGUGCUGGAGGAGACUGCGAGCGAGCUGUCGGAGGAUGAGUCUGUUUUCGACUCGGAGGCGGAAACCAGUGACGCCGAGGACUUUGCAGGGGUGCCGGUAAUGCUGACAUCCUUCAACAUUGCCAAGGGCAUCGUGGGGGAAGGCAUCCUCAGUUUGCCCAACGGUUUGGCUGCCGGAACCGGCAUGAUCUCGGGAGUCUUGAUUAUGAUUGCCUUCUACACAGUGAUGAUGUACUCCUUCUGGUCCCUGGGCAGAGCCUGCGAAGCCACGGACACCAAAAGCCACGGCGCCUGUGGCCAUGCCAUCACCAGCGGCUACACCUUCGGGGGCAUCAUGGAGGCCACCAACUUGGUCAAGACGGCCUUCACUUGCACCGCCUACGCUAUCGUCAUCGGGAAGAACAGUGAAGACAUUUGGCACUACGUGGGCUGGGAGUCCUGGUUCGCCACCCAACGUGGCAGCUUCCUCACCAUUCUGGUUGUGAUCCUGAUGCCGCUGUGCCUCUUGCGGGACCUUUCCAAGUUGGCCUUCUCCAGUUUCCUGGGCCUUGCCUGCGAGGUCGGCGUGGUGCUCUUCAUGAUUUGGCGCCUUUUUGACGGCGCCUAUUCGGAGACCGGCAAGUACUACCAGGAGCAGGAGCUGGAGACGCGGUUCAGCUUGGGUGAGGAGGGGCAGUGGAACUACAUGGGGGUGAGCCUGCAAACCAUGGUGCUGGUAGGUUCUAUGUCAACCGCGUUUCUGGCGCACUACAACGCCCCCAAGUUCUACCAUCAGCUGCGCCGCCGGAGCCCCAAGACCUUCCUCCAGGCCGCAUCCGGCGGCUUCACCAGCGCCCUGGUCCUCUUCGCCACCUGCAUGGUGGUAGGUUACCUCACCUUCGGCAAGAACUGCCAAGGCAACAUCCUCCACAACUACGCACAUGGGGACACAGGUGCCACCAUUGCUCGCGCGGCCAUGCUGAUUGCCACUAUUUGUGGCUUUCCUAUUGCUUUCACAGGCCUGCGGAACUCGGCGCUGGGGCUCUUUGGCUGCGGCUCGCGUCGGCGGAUCUGGGUGCCGGUCACCUUGGGCCUGCUGUCGAUAGUAGGCGCGCUGGGGUGGUCCCUGAACGACCUCGGGGUGGUGAACUCCCUGGGCGGGGCCACGCUGGGCUCGCUGAUCACCAUGAUCUACCCAGGCCUCAUGAUCGCAUGGACCUACAAGGCUUCCUUGACCAACAAGUACGUGGAUGAUCGGGUCUUCUCAAAACUGGAGGGCCGCUUUAUUGGACGGGGCCUGGCUGCUCUGGGAGUCUUCCUCGGAAUCUUUGGCACCUGUAUCGUGGUUACUGUGAAAAUCUUCCACAAGCAGCUCUGAGCUAAGAGGGUUUCGGCGGUGGGAGGCAGGGGCCGGCAAACAUGGCAUCAAAGAAGGCCUGUUGUGCCAAGGCAGUUUCGCCUCGUCUCUGCUUGCCGCGCCCGCCCCUUUGCCUUCCUUACACACCCCCCGGCAGCGCCGGCGGUGUGCAUCGUUUAUAUUUUCGGAGCAAUCGAUUGAAGUCUGGCAAGAGAAAA
Molecule: messenger RNA, 1695 nt
Organism: Effrenium voratum
Lineage: Eukaryota; Dinophyceae; Suessiales; Symbiodiniaceae
Source: the annotation of a GenBank genome assembly